AUGAGCCAUUCAAGCCCUCUCCUACAGCACCGUCGAAGAGCUCUUGUUGAGAGUCUUGACGAAGUCCGCUUUGAAGGAACAGUCGCAAACAAUGUCGAGUCGUUCCUGAAUAUCCGUUUUGGCCAGGACACCUCUGGUUUCAACCGAUUCGCGCCACCGAAGCCCUUCAACUAUGCCCCCGGCACCUUGGUGAAUGCCACCCAGGCCGGCGCCGCCUGCCUGCAACCGCAACAGGAGGUUUCCAGCAUGCCCCUGUUUCACAAUUUCAACACUAUGUCAAAGGAUUGUCUCAAUCUCCGAAACGACCAACCAGCCAAAACUCUAUCUUCCGCCAAGCUCCCCGUCAUGGUCUGGAUCUAUGGCGGCGGGGACUCACUCGGGCAGAUCUACGACUCGGCCUACGACCCGACAAGGCUCGUGAACGGCGCUGCCCAGAAGGGCUUCCCGAUCAUCUACGUCACCGCUAAUUACCGCGUCAGGCCCUUAGGUUUGCUGCCUCUCGCGCAAUUGCCGCCAGCGACUCCCAGAAUAAGCACAUCGCCGGAUUUGGCGGCGUCCCGGACCAAGUCACCAUUGUCAGCGAGAGCGAGGGCGCAACCGGAGUGGUCUUCAGAUCACGGCAUACAGCGGUCGGGCAAGGCAAGCACCCUUGCAUACGAAGAGGCCGAUGACGGUUCAUUCUUCACCCUGCCGAUUCUCGCCUCUGACACGGACGUGGCCUUGUUCCUGGCCGCCACCCGCAUCAAGCAAGUUCUAGCCCUGUACCCCGUCUCCGACUUUGCUGGACUUCCCGCUAAGAACAUCUCGACGCAGUACUUCGAAGUCCUUCCACGCGAGCCGAAUGAAGCGCGACACCGGAUUCUCCUGUCCCGCUCUCUACACCGACCGAGCCCACCACCGCAACCUACCUGUUCGCUAUCAACCAAACGCUAUUGCGAUCCUGGUACGCGGACGCCAAUACCUCCUACCUCGGGGUCUCGCACUUCCGCGACAUCCCCUACGUCUUCAACCAGGCGCAGAGCAGUCCGCGAUACGCCCCGUACGCGACGGCAGCCGAUCGCAUUCUGUCCUCGGAGAUGAGUGGCAGCUGGGCGGCCUUUGCUACAUUCGGGUCUCCCUCGCACGGUAAUGAC
Aspergillus uvarum CBS 121591 is the source of this 1133-nucleotide messenger RNA. Its product is annotated as alpha/beta-hydrolase. The record is from RefSeq and is a predicted model, not a curated record. The transcript has 4 exons. The coding region runs from base 1 to 1080 and encodes 359 amino acids. NCBI's taxonomy places the organism in Eukaryota, Fungi, Ascomycota, Eurotiomycetes, Eurotiales, Aspergillaceae.